GAGAAGGGCUCGGGGUGACGCCCACCGCAGCUCCUCCCCACCGACGGCAGCCCCGCGCUCGCCCGGCGGAGCCCCUGCUCGCUCGCUCGCUCGCUCUCCCCCGCCCCUCGAGAUGCGCUUCAGCAGCCCCCCCUCCCCGCGCCAAGUGGCGGGGAGUCCCCCUGGCUCAGCCCCUCCCGCUUCAUCGCCUGUGACUGCUCAGCCUCCCCCGCCCUGGGAAAGCGGAACUGGCCGACCGGCCCCGGCCCCAAAAGUGCUGAUGGGGCACUUUCCCCCUUUCUCAGUCUCGCCUCCGGGGACGAUAGCGAGGGAGCCCGGCGGAACCUCGCCCAGGCUUCCCUUUGUGACAAGAGAUGGCUCCACUGCUAGCGAACGGCAGCUUAGACGAAAACAGUGAGCCUUUCCCGCUGCCUUCCACCUCAGUCGGCUCCCUGGCCAUUUUCUCCAUCACCUUCCUCUUGGGCUUCCCCGGAAAUGGCCUGGUCAUCUGGGCGAUUGCCCUGAAGAUGAAGCGAACGGUGAACACGGUUUGGUUCCUGCACCUGGCGAUCGCCGACUUUGUCUGCUGCCUCUCCUUGCCGUUCUCCAUCGGUCAGCUGGCCCUCCACGAGCGCUGGCCCUUUGGCCGGCUUCUCUGCAAGGUUCUCCCCUCGGCCGUUAUUUUCAACAUGUUUGCCAGCGUCUUCCUCCUCACCGCCAUCAGCAUUGACCGGUGCCUCCUGGUGACCAAACCCGUCUGGUGUCAGAAUCACCGGACGGUCAGGCUUGCGUCCGCAGUCUGCGGUGUCAUCUGGAUCCUUGCCUUCCUUUUGUGCUGCCCUUCCUUCUUCUACCGGGAGACCCUGAAAGAUGAAUUUGGCAAUACCAGGUGCAUGAACAACUGGCAAACGGAGAGACAUGAGGACUACCAGUGGUUGGAUGAUCUGUGGGACGUAGAAGACCCCACCCUUUUGGCCACCGAAAGCACCUACGACCGUGCCUCCCCAGGUGGGAACCUGGAUCCACACCCUUCCUACCCCACUGUAAACACAACCCAGAGAAUCACCGUGACGCCUUUGGGCGUAUCGCACCAUUCUAGAACCAAGACAGAGGCAGAUUUCAUGAGGAGGCCGGUUACUGUUGCUCCUUCCAUUCUGCACGAGUUUCCCGGGGUCCAUCCGAGUUUACCCACAGCCAGCACUUCCCAGUUCAAGGACCAACCGGCCGAUUAUUUCCCUGACGCCCAACCGCCCAGCGUCUUUGUGUCCAUCACCCUCACCAGAGCUGUGCUUGGCUUCCUGCUGCCUUUUGCGGUCAUGGCCGCUUGCUACGCUCUGAUUGCCCGAAAGAUGCUCUCAAAGCUCUUUGUGGGGCCUCGCCGGAGGGCCCUGCAGCUGAUCCUGCUGGUGGUGGCCACUUUCUUCCUCUGCUGGGCUCCCUUCCACGUCACUGGCCUGCUUUUCCUCCUGGCUGCCCCCCAAACCUCACUUCACCAGGCCCUGCUGUGGUGGGACAGCGUGUCCGUUGCCCUGGCUUAUGCCAACAGCUGCAUCAACCCUCUUCUCUACGUCUUCGUGGGGCAACAUUUCAGGAGGAAGGUCUGCCAGACGGUGCAGGAGAUGUUUGAGGGGGCCUUUGCGGAGCCCUCCUCGGCAGUCUGUUCCCGGGACAAAAGGCAGACGACCACGGUUGACGAGGUGGAUGUUUCUGUUUCGGUUCUCUAACACGGGCCAAAGUUUCGGGGAAGUCUCUAGUGAAGCAAGAAAAGGGAGGCUAGCUUGGCUUACAGUCUGCGCUUCUUCCACUAGCCCUUUGCGCUUGUUUUACCUGCGUUACUUUAAGCGGCUUAUACUUCCAGCCUGCCAGCGACGAGUGUUUUUAAAGUAUUUUUUAAGAUGUCUUUAAAAAAAGAUGAGCAAAUGCUCACCAAGAAGAUACCAGAAACUGAGGAUGGGAGGAAGGGGCUGUGGCCAAAAGCUCUCUCCUUUUGCCCCCCGCCCAAGGGGCCCCACCCUGCCAGCCGGCCCUCCUGUGGCAGUUGGGCUGGGAGCCUCCCACGAGAUGCACCUUCCCAGGGCUUGGCUCCCACUGAAGCAUCUCCCAGUCCCAACGGGCCCCCGCAGAGGCCAAGGCUGCUGGUGUGGAAGCUUCAGGGAUUCUUAGGAUGAGGAUUCAGCAGGGUGGA
This is a messenger RNA of Pantherophis guttatus, 2164 nucleotides long. It is a transcript of the gene C3AR1, whose product is annotated as complement C3a receptor 1. Gene Ontology annotation, molecular function: G protein-coupled receptor activity; complement component C5a receptor activity; complement component C3a receptor activity. Gene Ontology annotation, cellular component: plasma membrane. Gene Ontology annotation, biological process: positive regulation of cytosolic calcium ion concentration; phospholipase C-activating G protein-coupled receptor signaling pathway; complement receptor mediated signaling pathway. NCBI's taxonomy places the organism in Eukaryota, Metazoa, Chordata, Lepidosauria, Squamata, Colubridae. The record is from RefSeq and is a predicted model, not a curated record.